Naegleria gruberi is the source of this 402-nucleotide messenger RNA. RefSeq lists its product as uncharacterized. The transcript has a single exon. The record is from RefSeq and is a predicted model, not a curated record. Lineage: Eukaryota; Heterolobosea; Eutetramitea; Acrasida; Naegleriidae. Bases 1 to 402 code for a protein of 133 amino acids.
AUGAAACUCUAUGAUCUACCAACGGAAUUGUUGCAAGAAAUUUUCAGUUUUCUCUUUAAUUUGAGGGAGAGCAAGAAGACUCUCUAUAAUUCGCUUAUUGAGGCAAGACAGUCGCUUCAACAAAUUUGUCAAAUGCAACAAGUUUGUACUACUUUUCGAUCAUCGGAGGAAAUUAUUGAAUUAUUUAAUGAUUUAAUGUGGAGUUUAUUCUGCAAGAGUUUUCCCUCUGCACUGAUCGAAAAUCUAGUCGAAUUGUGUGGUGAUGAAUUUGAGGAGGAAAUUCUAGAGCCAAUUCGGAAGAAACAUUUGAUGAGGAAAUACAUUACUGGAUUGAUGAGAAAAAUUGGAAAAUUAUCUUCAUCAAGCGAUAAUUUAAAAGUAUUAUUUCUUGGUAAAUAUUAA